GGCGUGCCCCGCAUGGCAGCCGGGGGGAGGAGGAGGAGGAGGAGGAGGAGGAAGAAGAAGAAGAAGAAGAGCCCCGCGGGGGGUGCGCGGCCGGGGCGGCCGGUGACAUCACGCGCGGAGCUGCAGCAGAGGGAGGCGGAAAAUGGCUGCUGCCAGAAUGUUUUUCAGGGAAUUUUUCAUAAAUCUUAAGAAUGACAAACAGAGAAGAGAAAAGGAAUGAGGAGAGAAGGUUAAAGCAAAGCUGUUGGCUCCCAGCUGAGAUUUGACCUCAGAAGGAGAAUCCCGGAGGUGAACAGGAGGUGAUUCAGACAAGAAGAAGUGAAAGAAGAAGACAUUUUACAGAGAGGCAUCUGCAGUCCUUACUCAGACAAGUGAGAGGACAGGGUGAGAAAACGCUGCUGGACUUCUCUUCCAGCUGUGUCUGUGUAACAAGAAAACCAUUUAAAAUGAAAAAAUUCACACUGUUUGAUUUUAUAAAUGACAACUCACUGCAAAUUGGAGAGACUUCGUGGAUUCAGGAUCUUCCCAGCGAUGACAGUGAACUAGAAGGAUUUCUGAAACCAAAUGAACAUGUGCUGGUAAACUGGCCUGUGGGAGAAAGAAAGACAGAAAAGCAUCUAGUGAAAGUUGUAUACAUGAGUGAUGACCCCCAAGAGCUGGUGGAAAUGAUGCAAAAGAUACUACAAGAGGAUGAAAUUACAAAAAUACAAGUCCUUGGAAAAGGCAAGAGGAAGAGGAUAGAAAUGAUAUUCUCAGAAAGUGAAGACAGUGACCUGGAUAAAGAACAGCAGAAGAUGAUGAAGCAUAUAAAAAGAAAAAAAGCAUUUCAGGCAUCUGCUCCUGCCAGCAUCCUGAGUCAACUUGAAACAUCUUUAAUUAACAAACAGAGAGAACCAUAUUCAGGAAGCAACUUUCUAUGCAGUGAAAGCAGCAGUGAUGAUGAAGAGCCUCUAUUUCAGCUUUCCAAGGUGGAAUUGUGUGCCAAAAUAAAAAGUCUCAAGAGGAAGCUGACAGACACCAUGAGAGAAAACUGCCGCCUGAGGCAGUCCCUGGUGAUGCUUCAAGUGUUGCCACAGGCAGUCACCCAUUUUGAGGAACUGGUAGGGAUGGCUGAAGCACUGCUCAAAGGGGGAGUGACAACGUCGUCAUCCAGUCUUCAUUCACACGCUGUUUGGAAAGCAUCUAACAACUCUUUAGCAGAUGUGUAUGCAACUAUGCAUAGUAACUCCAGCUCACCAGUAACUUUGAAUGUGGAAGAUGAGGAGCAACCGACUGAAAAACAGUUCAAGAUUGAAAAGUGGCAGAUCGCACUUUGUAACAAGAGCAAACCUCAAAAGUUUAUAAACGACUUGAUGCAAGCACUUUAUACGCAUGAAUACAUGGCUACACACAGCCUGACAGGUGCAAAGUCAUCCUCUUCAAAGGAUAAAGCAGCGAAACCAGCUAUGAAUCAGAAUGAAGUUCAGGAAAUCAUAGGAAUCACAAAACAGUUGUUUCCAAACACAGAUGAUGCUUUAAUUAGGCGAAUGAUGGGACAAAAACUGAACAAUUGCACCAAGAAGCCAAUUUUAAGCAAAGAUCAUAACUCAGGUGCUUUUCAGAAGCAUGGUUUUUGUGGUUCAGCAGCUGCUCCUCAGGGCAUCAUCCCUUCGGCUGUUCCUCCCAGCACGCAAGACCAGCAGGAUGAUGAUACACCAGCUGCUAAUGCACAAAAGCAGCAAAGCCACAGCCAUCUGACUCCUCCACCUCUCAGCACCCGAGGUCGGCAGGAGUGUUUCAGACCUACUUCUGAGGUGGAGUCUCGUCUCUCCAGAAGCUCAGCAGCGCCCUCUGCCAACCAGGGUUGUGGACAGGAUCUCAGGAAUUCAGACCAGGAAUAACGGAUGUACUUCAUGCCAAUUCAAGUUCCCGCUGGAGAUGAAGGAGUAGUAUAAAAUUAAAAUGAAAUAAUACUUAUUGGGCCUAGAACCAUUGGACAGAGACACUGCAAGCAGAGUAGAAGCUUGGGAGCCAUUUCCUCAAGUGAAAAUCCCUCAGCACAGAAAAAAAAUGAAGGCAUAUUAAUAUCUUUGGCUUUAAGAUAUGAUUAAAUAUAUGCAUGUUAUACUGUAAUUCAAAGAUAUAUAAACAUGAUCCAAAGAAUACAAGAACUGCUCCCCUUAGUUAGAAAAACACCACAUUAUUUAAAGUAACACCAAGAGAAUUUGUAAGAGGAUCCUUAAUUCCCUUUCUUUCACCUUGACAGCUGAUGGAGAACUGCUUUACUGAUCAGAGAAAGCUAUUACAUAUCGAUACAAAAGAGAUACUGAAGUAUGAAAAGAAAUACAAUAGAUAUUUGAGGACGCCGUUAACUUAGAAGGAAGAAAAAAAUCUCAGGGCAGUGAAACUAUAUUUCCCAAGAUGUCUGCAAGAAAGAAGCAGCUCGUUUUUAACCUCCAGAAUUUGGAAAGGCAAUGAAAGAAGCCUCAUUCCUUCUUAGCUCAGGGAAGAGUCCCCCAGGAUAGCCUGCUGAGUUGUGGAGGCCAUGGCUUCUCAUAGGCUUUUUACUGCUGGUGCUUUGGUUUGGCAGCUCUUGUUCUCUCUUCCCCGACCAUUGAAUCCAGAAGAUAAGGGUAACAAUUCCCUCCCAGUCAAAAAAUGGAAGAUAAUCUCUGGGAAGCAGCUAGUAAACGAUAGAACUGCCAGCUUUUUCUCCCUGUGUCUAGAUUUUGGUACACUGCUGUUGGAUUAGAGCGUAGGUGGAGAGGCAGAGCUUGUUCCUCACGGGGUUGGCACCAGAAGUCCCCCAGCAGAUGGGCAGUUCCUCUUGAGCUCUGACACCAUUGUCCCAGGGGCACAACUAGCAGUCAUGCACCCUGUAACUGCCUGAGGAGGAUGAGGAAUGGUACAUUUUUUUCCUUUGUGGACUGAUUCCAGUUUGUGUUGCAGUGUGGGAAAGAGAGAACACUUGGAUUAUAGCUUUCACACUUGAGGGUAUUUCUUCCAGAACAGAGAGUACUAACGGUUAAAUCUAUUUCAAUACUUGGCAAACAAGCAACUAAUGAAUCAAGAUGGGAAAAAAACAAAACAAAACCAACCAAACAAACCAUAACUAGCUUCAUUUGAGGAUUUCUGGAACUAGAAACAGUAUUAGGGUGAAUGCAAUGAAAAAAAAAUCAGAAGGUAAGGUUAGCAACUGAAUACCUCUGAAGAGAAGUGCUGGAAACCUUCCUUUAUUAGAACAAUGCAGUAAUAAAAUACAAAAAUACACUGUAGAGAAGGCUUCUGGAUGGGAUGGGGAAUAACUAAAGUGAUUUUACUAGCCUCAUUCAUCUCAUGUCUAUCAAUUCCUCGUAAAUAGGAUUAAGAUGAAAGUAGAUAGGACAAUAUGAUGUAAGUAAGUUUCACCUCACUGUCAUCCAUAAAAUGUAACUGGAGGAUGUUUGAUACUAUAUAUAUUUUGUAUAUGUAUCUGUAUAUACAGCAUACAAGAAUGUAUAUAAUUAAUCAUAUUUUUGAAGCAAAUUUCUAUCAAAUAAAAUGAAACAUUACUA
Molecule: messenger RNA, 3533 nt
Organism: Numida meleagris (helmeted guineafowl)
Lineage: Eukaryota; Metazoa; Chordata; Aves; Galliformes; Numididae
Gene: BEND6
Product: BEN domain containing 6
Exons: 11
Coding region: 447-1880 (477 amino acids)
Biological process (GO): negative regulation of Notch signaling pathway; positive regulation of neuron differentiation
Cellular component (GO): nucleus
Molecular function (GO): DNA binding; transcription corepressor activity
Source: RefSeq, a predicted model, not a curated record